AUGUCAAUAAACGGCAGAAUUGGAUUAUUGACGAACUACAGGCAGAGUGAAAAAUUUAUGAAACAUGGCGCAAAACGUCGUGGAAAACUUGUCACAGACUUCCUCAAAUCUGGUGAUGCCCCUCAUAAAUACCUGGAAAAGGUGAAAGAAACUGGAAAAGACUACAAAGGAUUCAACUUGAUAGUGGGCAAUGUUUCGCCUGGAGAUUCUACUGCGAUGGAGUUUGGAUAUUACUGCAAUCAAGAAAACGAACCGUUUGACAACUUGAAACCUGGUGUGCACGCCCUUAGUAAUCGAUAUUUAGAUUACGAAUGGAAAAAAGUGAGUUUUGGAAAGGAACGAUUCCAGGAAAUUAUCAAACGAAAAUCUUCGGUGAAAGAAAAAGUGAACUCGCUCAUUGAAAUGUUACAAGACGAAACAAAGUAUGUAUAAUUCUAACAAAUAGAUGCAAUAAACUGAAGUGGUACUAUUCGAUCACAUUUUCGAACAUAGUGAAAGCAACAUAUGUUUUGUCAUGUGAGGUGGUUAUUAGUAUUUAAUUUAAUACCAGUUGAAUGUGCAUGUAAAUAGCAACGCUUAGAAACUCAAUCAGCUUCUCAUAUACAGUAUGUAAGCGCCGGUUGACUGUAAAGGUUGCAUUUUAUCAACGAAAUGGCUAUUAUGAGCAGGAAAAAGUAGCACAGAACAAACACUUCUCUCACCAUUUAAAGAUGAUGUAGAUAAAAAAAAUAAUUAAUCUAUAAAAAAUUAAAUCAAAAUUUACCAAACACAAAGACAAACUGCCAUGCCUUAGGAAACAUAAAAAAUGUCCACAUGCCAUUCUUUCAACCAAAAAUUAAAUAAACCGUGCAUGAAGUAAGUGCAUGAUAAUUUUGCUACCUAAUAUUUCGUUGUCUCUCCUUGUAGAUAUCCUGAUGAUGAGUUGUUCUUAGGACCUCAAGACGACGGAAUAUCUCAAUCUUUUCUUGAGAGUUUUACAGCUAUAUCUGUUUUAAUAACAGAGCAUCCAUCGUGUGGUACCAGGUACGUAAAAUUACAUAAUUGUUUUUCUGAGAGUGCUUCGGACCUGUGAGCACCGCAACACGGGAUCGUAAUCAAACAUUUCACAUAAAAAUUGACCAUGAUUGUAAAUUUGCACAAUAUACUUCUGCCUUUGGUCCGAAUCACGUAAAACAAUCACACGGGGAUAUCGAGUUCAAUAUAAUUAAUGAUGAAAUUUUUGAAAGAUUUUUGAACAAUAUGCCAAAAGUGCAAAAGCCACCUUGGCAAGGCCAAUUUAGCACAAUUUUAAAAAUCAUCAAUUGCAUGAUUAUCCGUGUAAAUAUUUAUUUAUUAUGUAUACAUCACAAAAUUAAAGAUUCCCCUGGUAUUGAUGUCACUUGAAUGCAGAGAACACAUGUAUGCUUUGACAGAUUUGACAGUUGAAACACUGUUGAGAUAUAAAAUCUGGUGUAUUUUAAUCAUCUAAGCUAAGACAGGAAAUGAGUAUAAACGUCGUCCUUAACAACAUAUGGUUUAAGAAUCAAGUAUUUACUCGAAAUGUCCAAGCGAGGCAGCGAUAUAAAACGACUAGCACGUUUUUGAUUCGUCAGCAAACAAUUGAUUAAGUUCAAAUUAUUGAAAGCUCAGCAAGAGAGUUUUAGUUCAGUGCCUUUUUGUGUAUUUGCAUUUUCUUCUUUUUUACUUUUGUAAGUGAAUUGUAGACUCGAGCUGCGCCAUUUUGUUUUUCAAAUAAACAAUUGACCCGCCUGAUUUUGACCCGAGAGGGUUAAAACACGAUUAGGCAUAUAUAAAAGUCCCCGCGCGUGUAUGUACAUGCAUAUGUUCGUAUAAGGUUGGUUUUGGAAAAAAGUCUUAGUUCUCUCAGUCUAACGCCGCAAAGGAUCUCUCGGUAAUUACCAUAAGUCGUUUGGUAAUCGGUAAUGAAAAGAAAAUUACAGAAUUUAUAACAGGAUUUCAAAGGAAUUUAGCGAUAUACAAUAAAUACAAACACUGAUACACAUGCGAACGGCAAACAUGUGAAAUGCAGCCACCUUUUGAUGUUUGUCAGUUCACUCAGUUGGUUUAAAAGCUACGAAGGUUGGAAGGAGAGACAGAUUGCAGAGAUUCAUCGAACGGGCCCGGUGGAAGAUGUAAUGUGA
Messenger RNA from Paramuricea clavata, 2141 nucleotides. The record is from the annotation of a GenBank genome assembly. Lineage: Eukaryota; Metazoa; Cnidaria; Anthozoa; Malacalcyonacea; Plexauridae.